GUCGCCUCGUCCGGUGCAAGUCAUCCUGCUCAUCGGUGAAGGAUCAGAUCCAGUGUGUCAGCAACAGGACGGUGCAACAGGAUGGAUUGCAACGAGUUCCGCGGCCGCGGCAAGGAGAUGAUCGAGUACAUAUGCAACUACUUGGAGAAUCUGGAGACGAGACGCGUGACGCCGAACAUCGAGCCCGGCUACUUGAGGAAAUUGCUGCCGGAAGAGGCGCCCGAGAAUCCGGAAGACUGGGACAACAUCAUGUCGGACGUGGAGUCGAAAAUUAUGCCGGGCGUGACGCAUUGGCAACAUCCUCGUUUUCACGCCUAUUUUCCCAGCGGAAACUCCUUUCCUUCCAUCCUGGGAGACAUGCUUUCGGAUGCCAUAGGAUGCAUUGGAUUUUCCUGGGCUGCAAGUCCCGCUUGUACGGAGCUGGAGACGAUUGUCUUGGACUGGUUGGGCAAAGCUAUAGGACUCCCGGAUCAGUUUUUGGCCUUCAAAGAAGGCAGCAGAGGCGGAGGAGUGAUCCAAACAAGUGCAAGUGAGUGUGUCUUGGUGUCAAUGCUGGCGGCAAGAGCUCAAGCCUUAAAACGCUUGAAGCAGCAACACCCGUUCGUCGAAGAAGGCCUUCUGCUAUCUAAACUCAUGGCCUACUGUUCCAAAGAAUCGCAUUCCUGCGUCGAAAAGGCUGCUAUGAUCUGCUUCGUUAAGCUUCGAAUCUUGGAGCCAGACGAGAAGUCGUCACUUAGAGGGAAAACUCUCAUGAUGGCAAUGGAAGAGGACGAAACGAUGGGUCUGAUACCCUUCUUCGUGUCAACCACUUUGGGCACAACAUCCUGUUGCUCCUUCGACAACCUCCCGGAAAUCGGACCGGUUUGCCAAAAGUUCACUUCAGUGUGGCUACACGUGGACGGUGCUUAUGCGGGCAACGCCUUCAUCUGCCCGGAACUGAAGUACUUGCUGGCCGGAAUCGAAUACGCCGACUCCUUCAACACCAACCCGAACAAAUGGCUGCUGACCAACUUCGAUUGUUCCACAAUGUGGGUGCGAGACAGGAUCAGGCUGACGUCCGCCUUGGUCGUGGAUCCCUUGUACCUCCAACACGGCUACUCGGACGCCACCAUCGACUAUCGACAUUGGGGCGUUCCCUUGAGUCGCCGCUUCAGGAGUCUGAAGCUGUGGUUCGUGUUGAGGAGCUACGGCAUCAGCGGCCUUCAGAAGUACAUCAGGCAUCACAUCAAGCUGGCGAAGCUGUUCGAGGAGCACGUAUUGAAGGACAAACGCUUUGAAAUUUGUAACGAAGUCAAGUUGGGUUUGGUGUGUUUUCGGCUGAAAGGUGCCGAUAAAAUCAACGAGAAAUUGUUGAGCAACAUCAACGCGUCUGGUAAAUUGCACAUGGUUCCUGCCAACGUCAACGACAAGUACGUCAUAAGGUUUUGCGUAACGGCACAAAACGCCUCUGAAGCUGACAUAGAUCACGCCUGGGAAGUUAUUAGAGAAUUUGCAGAGGAACUUUUGGACAGUCAAGCCACCGAAAAAGAACAGGAACUUCACGACGAAGUGUUCGAACUGCUGCAACGCAAGCAAAAAGAGACGCUGGCCCACAAGCGCAGCUUCUUCGUGCGGAUGGUCAGCGAUCCGAAGAUCUACAAUCCCUCGAUCGCCAAAGCCCUGCCCUCCACCAGAAGGCAUCUGACUCAACCGGCCGAAUCACCUGAGAACACCAUCACAAUCCAACCACCCACACACAUGAGCGUCACUAAGAGGUCGCCGCCGUCGUUCAAAAGGAGCGCAUCUUGGAUUUCUUGGCCUUUGGCCUUCCUGUUCCAGGGAAUAACCGAGGACGGAUCGUCUGGAAAUGUCCCAAUACGGUUCAGACAUUUGGACACGAAAGUGCGACUGAAGACGGCCGGCAGGAGUCCGAACAACGGAUCGCCGUCUCCUGACGGCGAGGCCAGCAGAUCUCCUAAAAGAUCGCCGGCAAAUUCCAGAAGAGGAUCGCCUACUCCUGCAGAAUUGCAAAUAAAUAAAUAAAUAUAUCACUCGUGUAUCUUUUGUUAUUAACAAAAUUUUAUUUGUUGCGACCAUCUUUUAACAGGGUCUUAAUGCUUAAUCCAGUGGCUAGUUAUUUAUUAUUCAAAAAUGUACUGCUGUUUUUUUCUUGAAAUUACAGAAAUGUAAAUAAAAACAUGUUAUGAAAAUUAGGUAGUUAAUAAAUAUAUGCAACCAAA
Molecule: messenger RNA, 2219 nt
Organism: Aethina tumida (small hive beetle)
Lineage: Eukaryota; Metazoa; Arthropoda; Insecta; Coleoptera; Nitidulidae
Gene: Tdc2
Product: tyrosine decarboxylase
Exons: 11
Coding region: 82-2022 (646 amino acids)
Biological process (GO): amino acid metabolic process
Molecular function (GO): carboxy-lyase activity; pyridoxal phosphate binding
Source: RefSeq, a predicted model, not a curated record